GAACAUUGCUACCUCAAAUACCAGAAGAUCCCCCUUCCAGCAGUACUUCAGCAGUCUUUUCUCGCAUAGGUAGCUGCGCAGCCUUUCGGCACAAGCAUUUGCAGGCCUUUGGUCUGUGAUGCUCCGCGGAAUAUGUUACUUCCCAAGCUUAGAAGUGCUUGCCAACCCGGCAUGUCCUUCUGGAUGCAACGAAGGCAUUUCUUUCCUGUCCGAUCUAUGAUGGGCAAGUCGUCUGAUGCUCGAUAUUGGGCCCUGGUGGGAGUGUCCAGCUUCUCCUACGCUGGCGCCUGGUCCGGAUUUCGUCCAUCUACGGUAUGGCCCUGAUGUGCCUGGACUUCCACAUACACGCGUUCUAUGGAUCGGUGCCUGCUACUUCUUCUUUUAUCACACGCAAGCCUUUGGGCAUGGCUACUACCAGAGGCUUCGAGCCCAAGUCACCUCCUCCUCAGUACACCAGCGCUUGCAGAAUGAGCUGCAGCUGAGCGGCGUUGUUGCGGCGCUGAUGACGACAGCCGCCUUCUCCUCGUUUCGGCAGCCGCCCGUUGCGCCGCAGAAUAUCCCGAGGUUGCCACAGCUCUGUGGCUGUUUCAUGGGCCUGGGCAUGACUCUGAACUUCUUUGCCCUCAUCGUGGCGCUGCACAUGCAGAUGAAGCUCAAUGAAUACGAGGACGGCGCUGAGUUCCUGCGGAUGCAUGAGACGGUGCUGCCUCUGCACAAGCGUUUGCUCUUCGCCGGGGGCCUGGCGCUGUGUCUGGGCAAAGUGGCGCUCAGCUUCGCGCUGUACAAGGCCCCUGCGGCGCUGCUCACGGCGGCGUCCCUCACCUCAGGUCCAAGCCCUUCCAGGAGCGAUUCCCGAAGGUGUUACCGUGAGGGCCGUCACGCAUGAUUUACAACCCAUUUGGAGUGGAGUAAGGUCUCACUACUUUCGCGCUCGAAUUGGGGAGUGGGG
Molecule: messenger RNA, 949 nt
Organism: Effrenium voratum
Lineage: Eukaryota; Dinophyceae; Suessiales; Symbiodiniaceae
Source: the annotation of a GenBank genome assembly